Molecule: messenger RNA, 1540 nt
Organism: Cloeon dipterum
Lineage: Eukaryota; Metazoa; Arthropoda; Insecta; Ephemeroptera; Baetidae
Product: CUB and peptidase domain-containing protein 2-like
Exons: 7
Coding region: 691-1488 (265 amino acids)
Biological process (GO): proteolysis
Molecular function (GO): serine-type endopeptidase activity
Source: RefSeq, a predicted model, not a curated record
UUCAAAACUUUAAUAUUAAAAAAACUGAAAUUAUGCUGCUGAGAAACUAACACAAGAGUAACUUGUCUAAGUAAAUCACCUGUAGGUUAGUCAUUCCUCAAUUUGACCUCAAUACGCGGGAAAAGCACGCGCUAAUCUUCGGAUGUUCUUGUGUAAUACCGAAGGGCAAAAAGGCAAAAAAGUAGAAAUCAAGGUCUAAGCGAUUAACGUGAUUAUCUUCAUCUCGUGUGUCUCUCUGGUAAAUUGUCUUCACAGAAGAUUUCUUCCAGUGAAAUCAUUACAAAAAAUUAAAAUAGAGGGAAGAGAAUGUGUAUUAGAAUUUUUUUGUCAUUUAUUGAAUACAAAAUAUUCCAGUUACUUAACUUUUGUAAGAGGCCAAAAUAAGUAAGCGUUGAUUAUAUCGAUUAUAAUUUUAUUGUAUAACUUCUAGCAUUGAUAAAAAGGUGCUGUUGAGAUAAGAAGAAAACAUCAAUAACACGCACUUGAAAGUAUUUAUCAUAUUUUAACAUCGUUUCAAAAGUACUUUUGGGGAAAUUUUUUAAUCAUAUCAUGUGUCUUUUUUGUGUUCGCCUUCAAGAUAAGAAAAGAGCACAUUCUGCGAGACAGUUGCGAGAUUACUUCAAAAGAGUAAAAUAAAUAGGGAGGCAGUGAUUUUGAGCGCUUUCAUUGUUUAAAUUUUAAAUAUCAACAAUGAUGACUGCUGAAAAAUACGGACCCAUUUUAACUCUAAUAUUUCUUCCAUUUCUAUUGCAUGGUGCUUCAUCAAAGAACAUCGGAAUUGAGUCCAGAAUUGUCGGCGGAGAAAAUGUGGCUCUUCAAGGCGAAUAUCCCUAUAUGGUGGCACUUUUAUUCAAAAAUCGGACAAUGUGCGGAGGAACCAUCCUGAAUGAAAAUUAUAUACUAACCGCCGCGCACUGCAUUCAUAACUUGGAUUUGCAAUACUAUGAAGUCCUCUCUGGCUCCAAUCUUCUGUCAGAGGCUAACAUCCACGUGGUCACAGAAGCUAAAGAGCACGAAGAAUUCAUUUUCCAGCAAAAUCUACCAAACGAUGUAGGACUCAUGAAGGUGAACCCACCAUUUGUGUUUGGGGAGUUCGUCCAGCCUGUGACCCUGAUUGACCAGGGGUUGGAAAUCAACGACACCACUGCUUCUGGGGUUGCCUUGGGCUGGGGAAUGAUUUAUAGCGGCAGUGACUAUCCAAAUGAACUCAUGAAAGUGGAACUGGACGUGUUCUCUGACGAGGAGUGCCUGAACGCGUAUUUUUACGGCCCGACCGAGCGAUCGAUUUGCGCCGGCAUGUCCAUCGGCUCAGACAGCCAAUUGGGGAUUUGCGGGGGAGACGCGGGCGGACCUUUGAUUGUCGACGGAAUUCAAGUGGGAAUCAUUAGCUGGGCUCGUGUGCCUUGCGGAGAGCCAGGAUUCCCUGCUGUCUUCGCGCAAGUCUCGUACUAUACAGAUUGGAUCAAGGCUAACUCUGGGCUUGUUUAAAAUUAAAACCAUCGUGUUUUCUUUGAUAAAUAAAAACAGAUUUAUUAAAUUA